CAUGAACCCCAGACUAGAAUGGGGCAGUAGAAUGGGACGUCUGGCAAUCGAAUAAGAGAGGAGGGAGGAGUGAUUUCGCGCGUUGAACGGACACCGAAUAAUUUUCGAAGGAAUUCACGAACCACAGCAUCGUCUCGAGUAAUCGAGCUAAUAAUCGAGCAGGCGAGUCCGUCCAUCGAAGCCUGAGACGAGAUGUCCGUCAUGGGAAAGCCAGUACUCUACUCCUAUUGGCGGAGUUCUUGCUCGUGGAGGGUCCGAAUUGCAUUGAAUUUGAAGGAAAUUCCAUACGAUAUAAAACCAGUUAGCUUGAUAAAGGGUGGUGGAGAACAACAUUCCAAUGAAUUUCGUGAAAUUAAUCCAAUGGAGCAGGUGCCUGCACUUCAUAUCGACAAUCAUACGUUAAUAGAAUCUCUAAAUAUCCUGCAAUAUCUGGAGGAAACUAGACCACACCGGCCCUUAAUGCCUGCAGAUCCUGUGAAAAGAGCUAGAGUUAGAGAAAUUUGCGAGGUCAUUGCCAGUGGUAUUCAACCUUUGCAAAACUUAGUCGUGUUGAUUUAUGUUGGAGAAGAACGUAAAAAGGAAUGGGCUCAGCAUUGGAUCACUAGAGGUUUAACAGCUGUAGAAAAAUUAUUGUCGUCUAGUGCAGGAAAAUACUGUGUAGGAGAUGAAAUCACAUUAGCAGAUUGCUGCCUAAUACCACAAAUAUUUAACGCAAGGAGGUUUCUAGUUGAUUUAAGACCUUUUCCGACUAUUUUAAGGGUAGAUCGACAUUUAGAAAACCAUCCUGCAUUCACUGCAGCUCAUCCAAAUAAUCAGCCUGAUUGUCCUCCAGAGGCAACCAAGUAGCAAGCAAGGCAGACCACCCUUUUCCUCUUCUAAUCUAUUAGAAGUAGGAAGAGAGGUGGUCCUAUUUUGUGGUUCUAUAGUGACAAAAGGUGGUGCAACCUCACUUCCAUUAAAAUUAGUAACAUGUAAUUAUGUUAUACUGAUGAUAACAUGCACAUGAAUUUUCCAAAGUAUACCUUAUUUUUUUAACAAUCGUACGUUGAUAAAUUGACUGAAAUAAUCAUGGGUACAUUGCAAAUGAAACAAUCUUUUAAUGAUUUUUAUAAGUAUCGUUUUUACUUGUUUUAGCACGAGUUUGUAAUACACCUUUUAUCACUUAUGAACUGCGUAUAAGUACUGAAAUGGCAAACAGUGUAGAGUAUUUAACUCUAUAAUAAUUUUCAUUUAUAUAUAAAAUCGAAUUACGUGCUGUGCCAUCGAUGUCGAUUAGGGACGGAACGCUGUUCCAUUUCUGUACUUAUUCAAAGGAUAGAAAUGUUGGCCUGUUUUUAAUUUUGUUAUGUUUUUCCAUUGGUUUUAUAUACACAGAAUCAAAAUUAACAAAAAAAAAUAAAUGAAUAAAAUAAGAAAGAUAAAGAAUUCGUCUUCGUGCAGUACUUACAAUAUUACUUUAUAAAGUGUAUUGACCUAUUCUAAAUAGGUUCUGUUGUCUGAAAUCAAAAGUUUACUUUUUAUACACUUACAAUAAUAUAAUUUUUCGAUUACUUUUAGCUUACAUAGAUUAAGAAGAAGUGUUGCUAUUAAAUAAUAUUAAAUAUAACUUUAAAUUCUUUACCGAGUAUAAAGUAGCAGAUCUAACAUCGCAAACGCACAUACUUAAAUAUACACCGACUAAAUAGAAAAAAGGAAACGUGUAAUAAGGGAAUGCAGUCUGCUCAAACUUCAUAAUAUUGGGGAAUGAAAAGUACAAAUCAAAUUCUUUUGUUUCAAAAGCUUUCGUCUUUGGCUACGUUUCGUUUCUCCCUGUGUCCACGAAGUGAAACAUAAAAAUGUUAGAUGCAAAUGCAAACUUUCGUUUCUGGUACUUCUUAUUUCUUUUUUGUUUUUUUAAUUUUCAUAUGUAACACAAAAGCUCGUAAUGCGUACGUUAAAUAAAACGUACCUAUUCCUUCGUAAACAUUCCGCAAACAUACCGAAAACUAAAAUGACAGAAAUAGAAAAGAAAUAUUGUUAACGUUUGUACUUAAUAAUAUUUUAAAGUAAUCUUUCUUUACAAAUAGAUACAAACGAUAACCAAGAGUGGAUCGUAGAAAAAUUCAUCGAAUAUUUCUACGUUUCAUUAUUGAGCACACUCGAAUACUUGACAGUGUAUUUUUUGCGAGACAUAAUCUUAUAUAGAGAUACAUUUUUUUAUUGUACCGCCUAUAUUGUAUAACUUCUAUAUAUAUAUAUAUAUAUAUAUUAUAUAUAUAUAUUUUGUAGUUUUAUACAUAAAGUGAUACGUUUAUUAAUACGACAAAGGCUACAAGACUUCAAAGAUAAUACUGUACUUGUGUGUCGAACAAUGUUAAUAAUUUUCUAUCUGUUAGCAUCGUUCCUUAUUGCCGGCUUCCUUCUUGCCGUCAUUUUUCCACAAAGGACAAAGACUAAUCUUGAUUUCCAACGAGGGUCGUAUGAUCAUGAAUUAACAUUCUGGAAAAUAUUGUACGACACAGAAACGGAGGGGUAUUUGUUUGCACGUUUCUUCACGCUAGACGAUUAGUAAUUGUUAUAAUUUAUAUUAUAAUGAAGAAGGAGAAUAACAGAGAUAUACAUUUCAUAUUUAAACGCGUGUGCAUUAUGUAAGCGAGUGACUAGAUAAUAAUGUAUAUAAUUUUUAUACCAACAAGUUUUAUGGCUGCAUGCAGGAAAACCAGUCUAGAUUAUUAACAAGACUGUUUUUCGUAUAGCAUCUCUUAAAGCGUACAGCAUAAAUGUUUUAUAACGAGAAGGAGGAAUGAAUGCAAACAAUUGAUACCCUUCCCUAAUCGCACAACAGAAUCUGUUCUUCAUUAUUGAAUGAAAGGAGGAGAGACUUAGAUGUUUUUAACUACAUUUGUUAUUUUUACAACUGAGUAUUGAUAACAAGUGAGAUGAAUAAUAUUUUGGUGGAAAGUUUUUAUUUAGUCUACGGUAAUUGCUUGGAAACACAUUUGUGAAAUGAGAUACCGACAACUACUUUUAACGUACGCUGCUUUUACGCUGCAUUAGCUUGUUCGCGAACACGUGUGUGCGAGUCUGUAACGAAAAAUUCUCGUUUCCUACACGUUCCGUGCUGCAUAAAUCACGUAUGGAGAACAGGUGCAAGAUACUAUAUCUUAUUGCUUAAUUAUUAUAGAAAGCUGUCGUUAUAAUACAUUCACUAUCCUCUCGUUUCGCUUUUUAGUCUUCCACGCUUGAUCCGAGAAAGUUGUGCCUCUGAAUCAGUGGACACGGAACGUGUUUAAAACCACAGACACACGCAGGACAUAGAGAAUGAAUUAUUGUAUAGCUGAACGAGGUUAAAGGCGAUAACGAGUUAGAACUUUUAUUUCCACUGGUCCUAAAUAGACUUUAGUUAGGUAGAGCUGCGUACCAUUUGUAAAAGGAUGCGUGAGGUAAUUGUAGAAGGAGCAAAUGCGAUUAUGUAUAAAAUAAGAAUACAAACAAGAAACUUAACGGGAAAACAAACGAACCGAUAUGAUACGCAUAGAUAUUUUGUAAGUGAAAAAAAAAAAAAAUGAAUUAUGUACGUUCACUGCUUAUGAGGAAUAAUAAAUUCUGUGUCAUAGUGUAUGCGUCUUUAAUUUGAAAAUCUAAGAAGGUUAGGUGGGGGAUAGAAAUCGUCAUCAACCCAAUUAAUUAGUAAUAAUGAGCACUCGAUCAUUCCUGUGAUCUCAUUAUAAAAUGUAAUCAAAAGAAUGAAUAGUAGCGGGAAAAGACUCGCGGUUUGUAUUUCCCGCCACUCUGUUCGCGCAUGCGCGUUUGGCACUUCACUCCCAUUUGAAAAGAGUAUACACUUAUGGAGGAGCGUUUACCGCAGUAACAACAUUAUGUCUUUAUUGAUAGGAUUAUUCUCUUGUUAGCAAAUUAAUCGUUGCACGAUGGAACAAUGAAAACAAUGAAACGGAAAUACACGCAGUUUGACAAACUAUGAUAUAGAAUGCAACUUACCCGGUAUAAGAAGUUUCAAACAAUCCACCGUGGAAUAUUCCAAACAAUUGGUACACGCAUGUAUUGAAACGAGAAUAGAUCGAAGCAAAAGCAAACUGUCCAUACUUAUGCUUUUCCCUUUCAACGACAAGCGUUCUUAUUUCUAAACUAGAUACUCUUUCGUUUUCAAUAUCUUUAUUACAAAUCCAUCGUGUAAAAAAAUACAUUCCCUUAUCUAUACUGACUAGUUAGAAUAGCACCUUUUAGACGUCGAAUUUUUGUACGCUGACGAAAUGCAUUGGGAACCAAAUAGGUCCCAAAUUACCGUGUAGAGGGCGUUGAAACAGAAGAGGGUUCAAGAUCUCGUUCCCUUCCAUUGCUUUUUUAUACGGUACAAGAAGUACUGUCUUGUAGGUCUUGAACCUUUUUCUUGUAACACCUUGUACACCGGAUGAUAUGCUAUUCCAAACGCGAGGUACAACAAUAAAAAAAAUACGACACGGUUAUAAUGAGUAACAUUAAAUAAUAUUAAUCGAAAUCUGUGAUGUACCUCUGCGUUCUUUUUUAUCGUUCGACGGUGCUACGAAACAUUGAAUGUACGAUUUCAUCGUUUCACUCGCUGUACAACAGACGAGAUGAACGAGAGGAUCCUCGUCACUUUUACAUCGCAUACAAACACACUUUUCUUCUUUUACUUUUCUUUUCUUCGCGCACAUAUACGGUAGACUUACAGACUAAUGGAACGAUCUAAAAAUUCUAUAUACACAUCAUCGAUCAGGUAUUUUACAGGUACACGUGCUACCAUUAGGGUGUUUCAUCAAAAUUCGGAAAAUUCGUGACCUUCCCAAUUUCGACAAAAUUACAAAUUUACUUAGGAUCAACUGGAUGUUAUAUUGGACAGAGAGUGAAAGAGGAAGAAAAAGAGAACCGUAGGUGCUCCAUGGAUAGCGGAGACUUACACAGGGCGUUUCAAGAAAGAUGUACACCGUUACUUAGGUGGCACCAAGAUGGCGGCCGCCGAACAGCUGAUCGUUUCGAAAACUUAAUCUUCAAUCGCUUAUACUACAGAAACACAGCCCCUGUUUUAUGCAAUUUUCAUGGUGCAUGUCUCUUUUCAACCCCUUGCCUUAAAAUUUCUUUCUCGAAUACGACUGCUAUAAUUACUACUAAAUUGCGAAUGUUCAUGCACUUACGAUAGUGUACUUAACCCCCCCGUUAAUAGACUACCAAUGGACACGAUGAACAUGACUUGAUGUCAGAAGGCAAGGGGUUAAGAAAAAAAUAAGAAGAAUUCUGUGAGCUCAGAGAAAUUUGACGAAAUGAGAAAGAAAGAAAGAAGAAUGCGUAUGACGAUCAUACAACGACAACUGAAUGGAUAAAAUGGAUGGAUCGAUGGAGCAAAUGGAUGGACGCUCGGUGGCCAGGUCAUGAAAUGAAGAACAACAGAAUGCAUUUAAUGAGCGAUUGUUUAUUAUGCUCUUAUGGUCACUUGUCAUACAGGUAACGAUGCUUUCUCAUGAGUGAAAAUAGUUAAUAUAUUAUGUUUAAUUAUUUAUAAUUAUUUAACAUUGAAUGGAAUAACUCUCUGAUGAUGAAAGAAUAACAAUUCAUGGAUGCAAAUAAAUGUGGUUAGAGCGUGUAAAGUAAUUAUUUAGAUUAAAAUUCAAAAAAUGCUGUGAACUAAUUGUGUGUGUAUAUAUAUAAUAUAUACUUCAUCAAUAACAAUGUAGCGGUGCCCAAGAGGUCACGAUGUGGGUGGUAAUACCCAACAAACAUUUUAACCAGCAAAAUUAUCAAAUAAAAAAAAAAGAAAGAAAAGAACGUAUCGUUCCGUCGUAUCGCGUUCUUGAUCAACAGAGACUUCUCGUAUAUGUAUGCGUGUGUGUGUGUAAUGUGUGUAUGUAUGUUUAAUAGGCUUGCAAAAGCCCUUUGUGAUGCAUGCUCGCUUGUCUUUCGCGGUUUAACCGAUCUCUAUCAUCUCGAGUAUCACACUUUGAUCCUUCUGAUAUUCGUUUCGUUCGUGAAUUUCGCGUCGAACGAUUCGCCUGAUCGAAUGCAAUAAUAUUCCCCUUUCUUUCAAUGAUAAAAGAUACGAUGUACAGGUUAGAAGUCUCAUUCGUGAAAAAAAAAAAUGUUAACGCAGCUUUUUGUGCACUCGAUACAAAUCUGACUAUCGUUCGUUUGCCGAAGGAGGUUAUAAAAACAAAGGGACGAACGAACGUUUCUUUUUCCCUGCUUUGACACGCGACAAUUAUAGUAUUUUGUUUGUUUCUUGUAAUAAAAGAACGUACGACGUGCAUCCCUUUCUUUAAUAUAUAGCUUUGUCAAGUGAGAGUAAAGGUUAAUAGUACUUUACGUGACGUGGAGGAGAAUUGAAGAUGGUGUGGACAGAGAUCGUCAUCAACAUAAUUAAAAAAUACACUGAUCGUGAGCGAUAAAGAUCCACGCGAUAGAAAUUCCAAACGGUGACUGAGAAGUGGUGGGGGAGAGGCCCAAUAUAUAUACUCUCCGAUAACCGGCCUGCGCAUGCGCGUUGGAACCUUCACUCUCGCUUGGCGCGCAACUAUACAUGAUUCAAACGAUUCUUAAUAGUUAACAACCCUAUAUAGUUUCUUUUCCUUGUUUCUUAUUCGCUGAAAGAGAGUUUUACUCGUCUAUAGGUGUGUAUAUGUGUGCAUAUAUAUACGUAUUUAUUUAUUUAUAUAUAUAUAUAUACACACACACAUAAUGUUUGUCUUGAAAGAAUAUGAUCUAUUCUCCUGCCGCCAAACUUAUCGCACAACAAUAGUCUGAAUUAAAUCUAAAAUUCCUUGUGAACGUUCGAAGCUGAAUCGCAAUACCCUUUUUCUCGGGAGGUGAGACCUCGGAAUAUAUAUAUAUAUAUAUAUAAACAUAUAGAUAUAUAUAUAUAUAUAUAUAUGUACGUUAAAAAAUACAAUUUCGCUUACUGUUCUUGAUGCACCGUUUCUCAAUAUUAUAUAUGUAUAUAUAUCCUGACGAAAAACGAAGAAACGAGAAGGAAGGAGUAAAAAAAGAAAAGAAAACGAAAGAUCGAGCGCAUUAAACGGGCGUCGAUUGUGAACAAAUAAAUUCUCUAUUUUCAUUUUCUUUUUUUCUCUUCAUUUCGCUAACUUUAAGUGGCACUCAAUCGAAAAAGGGAAUCAUCAUUCACCCUGUUUCCUUUCCCUUUCGUUUCUGUUCGUUUUUAUAUUUCUCCAUCUAUCACACGGUCGUCGUGCCUCUUCGCUCAUUUACUCUGUUUUCUUUAUAGCCAAAGGAAUGUAAGGUACAAUACUUGAAUCGUGGUUCCAUCGUGAUCAAUGACGAACGAAUCCUCUCUAUUGGUACCUUUUCUCUCGCAGCCAGCUGCUAUUCGAAAUUCGAAAUAUAUUCGUGGAAGAUAAUAAUAAUAAUAAUGCUAUUUAUCCCGUGUUAACAUAUAAGUUUGCGCGGGCUAUCGUUCAUUCGGACGCGACCCUUUCAAAUUCGAAGGUGAAGCACAAACGCGCGGCACUGCGUUUCGCAUCUCGUGAAACAACCCUCUAUUCAUUAUAUUUUAUCAUUAUUAUUAUUUUUCAUGGUAUCGUGUUGUUUCUUUUUUUUUUCAUUUUCCGUGUAUAGGCAUGCAACAAUUCACGUUACACAAGUGUCGUAACGCUGUUCCUUUAGAUGCAUAUUUAUGAAAGUUCCUGUGUGUAUGUGUGUGUGUGUAUGUAUGUGUACAAUAAUGACGAGUCGAAUGAUUCAUGAACAUGAAUGUGCACACGUGCACACCUCGUAGGUGAGCACUAUAUAUAUAUAUAUAUAUUUAUUUAUUUAUUUAUUUAUUUAUUUCUUCGCGACUUAGCGAUCAUUAAUCUACUUAUACUCAACAAGGUACUUAAUAGUGUUUUCUUUUUUGUUUUUUUUUUUUUUUGUUUUUAAUUUCUUCAUCAUCAUCAUAACCUUUCCUGUUUGUUAAAUCCCCGAGCUGCUAUGCGCUAUUUCUUAUCUCAACAAUUAACUCACGUAUCUUCUCCUAUUAUGUUUUCCUUAUCCCUCCCUUCUUUUUUUAUCAUUUUUAUUUUUAAAAUCUUCUCUAUACAUAUACGCUUAGCCAAAAUAAUAUACCGUGUAUCAACAGUCUAACUCUAAAUUCUCACUUCCAAUGAAAUAACAUUACGAUACACACUGUGUUCUUUCUUUUUUUUUUUUUGUACAACCCUUUGUCUUAGUUUUUUUACACGUUAAACGAAUGCUCUAAGCCGUUUUAAAUAUACCCUUUCUGUCACGAUUUACGAUUUCCCUCUGCUCUGCUCUGUUCAGCUUUUUAAAUAGUAUUUCCUUUACAAUUAAUUGUUUCGUAUAUUCGGUUGUCCGCGACGAGAAAAAGAACAAUUUUUCAUUUUUUUUUUUUCCUUU
Osmia lignaria (orchard mason bee) is the source of this 8358-nucleotide messenger RNA. Its product is annotated as putative maleylacetoacetate isomerase 2. Gene Ontology annotation, biological process: glutathione metabolic process; L-phenylalanine catabolic process. Gene Ontology annotation, molecular function: glutathione transferase activity; maleylacetoacetate isomerase activity. Gene Ontology annotation, cellular component: mitochondrion; cytoplasm. NCBI's taxonomy places the organism in Eukaryota, Metazoa, Arthropoda, Insecta, Hymenoptera, Megachilidae. The record is from RefSeq and is a predicted model, not a curated record.